GCGCUAAGUUCUGUAUCCUAAAUUUUAUCUUUCAUUGAUUUAUUUUUUUAAUGUCUGUAGAAAAUUAAGCGGAAGAAAUUGCCCCCACCUAAGAAUGCAACAAACACUGAAAUUAAAUCCAUAGCUAAAAUAAAAUUUAAAGCUUCAAGUUUUCUUCUUCUUUGUUUUAUUAGUCAAUUGUUUGGUUCAAUAUGAGAUAUUUUUUUGAAGAAAAAAUUGCUAGAUCCUUUUUUUUCUAUGCCAAGGCAAAUGAUAGAUAAAUACCAUCGCAUUUAUCAUUAAGGAAAGUUAAUUAUUUUGUGUUUUUAAUUGAAUAAAUCCUUCCACAGAACUGGAGUUAAAACGUAAUUGCUUGAAAUUGUAGAUUUAUCAGUAUACAAGAAGAAGGAAAUCCCAAGGGUUUUUCAUGCCUUUACAAAUAAUAUCUUCUAAGAUUGAAUGAAUCAUUUCGAUGAUGUUACUUUCAGUUGUCAAUGGCUUUCUGUGAGUAAUAUGAUUGUUUAAAGUUUGCUUGAAUGUAUCAAGCAGCAAUUAUUCUUCCAGGCAUCAGAGAAAAUGGAUUUAGCUGUGACCUGUGAGCAAGAAAGGCUUGACUUUGAAAGACUUCCCAUCACCAUGCAAAAUUUCGUAAAGUAACCUCAUUGCUACCAUAUAGUGCAUUGCUGUAAAUGACCUCCCUUUAGGAUUUCUAGGUAGUGAAUGUGAUCUGAAUACUCUGGUUUUUGUGAAAUGUAGAAGAGAGGAAGUUAUUAGAAUAUCUUAAUUAUCAGGUGGGAAACAAAACAAGUAAAUGACAUAUACUAUAGGAUUGUUUUCCCUUAUGGCUGAAAUUUUGCCUGCUUUUAUUCUUGGUUAUCUACUUGACUGCUUCAUUAUUCUUUUAUGUUUAUGUAUCUUCUUUUUUUGGUUUACAUUUUAAAUCUGUCAUUUAUGUAAGAUGUGCAUGGGAAAAUAAGUUCUUAAUCAAUUUAAUACAAAAGGACAACUAAGAACAAAGAGAAUGCUGUAACUAAUUAACAAACUAGAACUCAAUAACUGGUAGUUAUCUCCUGAGCAAGACCAAUGUUCUUGCCCCAAGCAAUACUGCUGCAAUUAAGAAAUCAAUUCAUGCUCUUACCCUUCUCCUUCUAUUUGUAGACUUAAAAGUGCUUCUGGUAGCAUCUCCAGGUGGCAUCUUCCUCAUAAUUCUCUGAAAUGAUAUGAGAUUUCCCAUGCCUUCUCCACUUUUGUGUGCCGGGAGAUGAUGCAGAGCUCUCGGGAGAUCAUGUACAAAUGACAAAGUUACUAUAUUUUUCCUUGCUUUUAACUUGUUAGAUAGAAGUUGCAAGCUCUUGAAUCUUGUGUUGAAUUCAAUGGGGUCAUUGAUAAUUAAAAGUAGUUCACUUUCAUCCAGUGAUCAUACCCAUAAUACUAGAAGACACUCAACUCAAGUACAUAUUGUUAGUAUCCUAAUGUUGAUAUAUAUAGAUGCUAAGGUUAAUCAAAUUAUUUCUUUAUAGGGGCUGAGAUCAAUCAUUUUUACAGAACAUAUGCUUAUUACAGGUACAGAUUUGCUCAAGUGUAAACUCAAAUGUCCUUGGAACAGACAGUCGGUCUGAGAAAAGCAGUCUGACCAUUGGGGAAAGGCGUAGAAUACAAAUGUGCAUUAGAGCAACAGGAAAGAACAAUUAAAUGGGCGGGAAAUAAAAAAAAGCUUGGAAAUACAAGUUCGCGCUAUUACUUGUUGGGAUCUCAUCUCUCACAGAGAAAUCAGAAGUACAGGAUUCAAUGCAAUCCAAAAUAAGUUCCUUCUUCAAGUCUUCUUCAUCGUCUUCAUCUUCAAAAUCUGACCAGGACCUGCCUUCGAUUUUCAAGGACGAUGACCAUGAAUUGGCGCUUUGGGAGAAUGCUGAGCACCAAUUUAUCAAUACCUACAAACGCAGAGCUCCAAAAUCAAACGAUGGAAACAAGGGAAUUGAAGCCAAUAAAAGACCAGGAAGUGAUAAAUCGGCAAAACCCAUUUCAAAGGAUCUGUGUUGGAAACCAGAAUCGAUUUCUGGGAAAGUGCUCAACAAGAAGAGAAGCUAUGCGCAGUUCCAUUUGGACUUGGGUCAAUCUGAUUUCAAUCUCCGUACAUGUUCCACAUGUGGGGUUAAAUAUGCUCCUGGAGAAGAAGAGGAUGAGAAGAACCAUAAAAUAUUUCACAGGAAGUACACUCACGGAGUUCAAUACAAGGGUUGCAGGAACGAAAGGGUUAUUCAUAUGCCUUACUCUGAAGAGGGGCGCGUUGUUUUGGUGUUCGGUAGUGACCCUUUUGCUCUGAGAAAUAAGGUACAAGAGGUUAUAAAGAUGAUGGAAAUUGAUCUUGGAGAAGGAUGGAUUUUUCAUAAGCUCUGUAAGGUGUAUCUAUUUAUCUCUUCUCGGAGAGUUGUUGGUUGUGUAGUUGCUGAACCAAUAAAAGAAGCAUUCAAAGUCCUUCCAUGUUCAGUGGAUAGAAGAUCAGAUGGUGCUACUGCAAUGAAUUCAAAAUCAGAUUCAAGCAUUCUUCGAUUUGGGGAAAUCAUCUUGCAGAGGGAAACCACAAAGAGAGCCCCCGCUGUCAGUUCUCUUGAAGUGUUGGAUGGGGAAAGCAAUGGAGCUAUUGUCUGUGAAGAGAGAGCUGCCCCUGCUAUUUGUGGCAUUAGAGCAAUCUGGGUCACUCCAUCUAACAGAAAAAAAGGCAUUGCCAACCAGUUACUAGAUGCUGUGAGGAGAAGUUUUUGCACAGGUUUUACUUUGCAACAAUCUCAGAUAGCAUUCUCCCCACCAACCUCAGCUGGAAAGGCAUUGGCAUCCAAUUACACUGGCACUGCAUCAUUCAUGGUGUACAAGCCUAAUGCUGUCGACAGUUAAAAUGCUAAAGAGCAGCAAUUUUGUGGACUAGUAGUUAGGUGUUGCAGUGUUUAGUUUAUAAUAUAUAUACAUAUUUGCUAUUGUCAUAGAAAUUUUUAUGAUGAAGAAUAAUGGUUUGGUUUUCAUUAAUGAAAGAUGAAAGUUGGGCAUGAAA
This is a messenger RNA of Manihot esculenta (cassava), 3025 nucleotides long. RefSeq names its product protein CHROMOSOME TRANSMISSION FIDELITY 7. Gene Ontology annotation, cellular component: nucleus; chromatin. The transcript has 9 exons. Gene Ontology annotation, biological process: mitotic sister chromatid cohesion. Lineage: Eukaryota; Viridiplantae; Streptophyta; Magnoliopsida; Malpighiales; Euphorbiaceae. The record is from RefSeq and is a predicted model, not a curated record. Gene Ontology annotation, molecular function: protein-lysine-acetyltransferase activity. Bases 1768 to 2871 code for a protein of 367 amino acids.